Molecule: messenger RNA, 872 nt
Organism: Manihot esculenta (cassava)
Lineage: Eukaryota; Viridiplantae; Streptophyta; Magnoliopsida; Malpighiales; Euphorbiaceae
Product: homeobox-leucine zipper protein ATHB-40
Biological process (GO): positive regulation of DNA-templated transcription
Cellular component (GO): nucleus
Molecular function (GO): sequence-specific DNA binding; DNA-binding transcription factor activity, RNA polymerase II-specific
Source: RefSeq, a predicted model, not a curated record
AUGUUUCCUCCAACUUGUCCAGUCCUAACAGAGAACACUACCCAUAGAAAGAGAGAGAGGAGGGAAAAAAAAAAAAAAAAAAAGGAAGAGAGAGUGAGAAGCAAAGAGAUGACAACCACCAUGAAUCACAGCAAGGUUGAUCAAGAUCACAUGGCUCUCAUCUCUCAAUUGUACCCUGGAGUAUACACCCAAAUGGUUCCCCAACAAGGCGAGACAAAGCCACGACGCAGGCGAAGGAAGAACAGAGGAGGAGAAAACGGAGUUCCUGGUCACAAGAAGAGGAAGCUCAGUGCUCAUCAGGUUAAUCUUCUUGAGGUGAAUUUUGGUAAUGAACAUAAGCUGGAAUCUGAGAGGAAAGACAAGCUUGCUUCAGAGCUUGGACUUGAUCCCCGUCAAGUUGCUGUUUGGUUUCAGAACCGAAGGGCUCGUUGGAAGAACAAGAAGCUUGAAGAGGAGUACACUAAGUUGAAGACAGCCCAUGAGAGUAUUGUUGUUGAGAAAUGCCACCUUGAAUCUGAGGUUUUGAAGCUCAAAGAGAAACUUUUAGAAGCAGAGAAAGAGAUUCAACGAUUAACAGAACGUGUUGAUGGAGUUUCAAGUAAUAGCUGUAGUUCCCUGUCUAUGAAAGCCAUGAACACACCAUUUCUUGGAGAAUUUGGAAUAGAAGGAUAUGGGGAUAUUUUUUACAUGCCAGAAAUUAAUUAUAUUCAUGGCAUGGAAUGGGUUAAUUUAUAUAUGUAAUAAAAUAGCUUAAUUUAAGCAUAUGUAGAUAGUAAUUAAGUAAUAAUUUAAUGUAAAUCUUCUCUUUAUCUAGCCAGUACUUUAAUAAUUAUUGAGGUGUUUUCAUUUUUUUUAUGAAAUAUUUAAUAUCU